CUAAACCCACAACAGUAAAAUCAGUCUGUAUCAUGCUUGUUAUACUCACUGUGGAACCUAAGGGGUUAAUCCUCUGCAUUGUGUAAAAAGAAUGUUUGAUCCUGACUUCUUGUCCCCCUCUUAUCUCCUGAUAAGACACACAGUAUUGUGUGGAGACACAGCACAUGCUCAAUUUGGUGUAUUGCUAGGGAAGUUUUUUUUUCUUGGGAGAGUGCAUGUGAUCAGCACAGGGCCAAUCAGCACUGUCCAGACAGAGGUCAGAGGCUCCACAUCUUCCUAGAGA
This is a messenger RNA of Staurois parvus, 283 nucleotides long. Lineage: Eukaryota; Metazoa; Chordata; Amphibia; Anura; Ranidae. The record is from the annotation of a GenBank genome assembly.